Molecule: messenger RNA, 3023 nt
Organism: Opisthorchis viverrini
Lineage: Eukaryota; Metazoa; Platyhelminthes; Trematoda; Opisthorchiida; Opisthorchiidae
Exons: 11
Coding region: 32-2437 (801 amino acids)
Biological process (GO): proton transmembrane transport
Cellular component (GO): membrane
Molecular function (GO): proton channel activity
Source: RefSeq, a predicted model, not a curated record
CGAAGGUUCACGUUUGUAGCUCCGGGAAAAAAUGCCAAAUAAUUUAGACAGUGACCCGUCACGUUCAACUAUAUCUUCGGUGGGUAGUCACGCAAUUUCCAACGUAAAUCACCGAACUCAUAACGUUAAAACGUCUCGUAUGAAGAUGAAGAAUCGCAUGCGGUUUCAACGGUCACACAGACGCUUGGAAAAAGAAAUACUGAAGAACAGUACUCAUCCUGCACCAUUCAGCUCGGUCAGAAUCAACGACAAGAAAGGCUCCAUGAAAGCCAAUUUUCUGCUUAUCUUCGCGAUUUUGCAAUGCAUCUGUGGGUUUGUGUUCCCAAUCUGCGAUGCCUUCGCUCUGACGGAUAACUGGAGUCAGUUUGCAAUCAAUCAUAAGUAUUACAUGGAGGUAUUCGUGAUGUCCGAAUACGUGGGAGCAAUUAUUUUCUUAGCCUACUUACAGCUACUGAUCCAUUGCUAUACAGAUCCCGAAGAAAAAAAGGUGUAUGAAGGUUUGUCAACUAGAAUGAGCACGGAAAGCUGGCAAAGAAAACCGUCAGUUGAGGCCAACAGCCCCGUGGUCCUCCCCCUUCGAACAAUGGAAGAUACGAGCGCCCAGCCCAUGCGUCCAGAAGGCCAGUGUGCGAAUCCAGGGAAAUUAAACAACUGUUUUGGAUUAUUUCGGUGGAAUUCUGAAAAGACGGCGAAUUCAUACCCCCCGAAAUUAUCAUGGCACAAAGAGGGAAUGAAUCUGUACAUGCGCUUAGGUGCUGUAGGUUUUGGCUUGGGAGUUAUGAUCCAUGAGGGAUUCAAUUUGUCUUCGGCGUGGGAGUUGGAGAUGCCAUACUGCCACAGCAAACUGUGGAUCCCACAGCAUUUGUUGCGCCUAGUCUGGUUACUAUGGCAAACCUACUUCAUCUUUAAAUAUCACAAGGUUAUUCUGCAUGUACAUCGAUUUAUCGUUCGCAUGGCAUUCUACCAUUUAGCGGUGGUUAACAUUUGUCACUGGCUUCGAGUGGUCAUCAGUGAAAUAGCCGAAAUGCUUAAACACAUAGAAGAUGGCAGUUCAACUAAAAGUGACCAACUCUAUCACACCUUGCUCAGUGUUCCUCUGUUUAAUGACGCUGAACUAAAAGACCAUGUGCAUCAUAUUGAAACGCAUAACACCCUACACAACAUCAGUAAUAUUGUGACAGGCGCGAUUCCAAUGUUAACGGAUCCAGCGUUCAAACCCAACCGCAAUAAAACCAAAAACUGUAAUUCACAUAUGGGGCAAACCUUGAAGCCGUUUCUUUUCCCAAUGGCUAUCGAGUACAGCCUUGUCACUGGUACUCUAUUCUACAAGAUGCUCAAACGUGUGGCGCGUUAUAACGCAGACCUACUUCCACCAGUACUUACACCAAACUCCGCUUGUCAGAAUCCAAGGACACCAAGCUUUUCCCUUCCGUCCACACCGCGAGAUUUGCACGAUAUCAUGCCAGCGGGAACCAGAAGUGAUAACUUAAGGCCCCCCGAAUACACCUGUACGAAGCACGCAAAAUACCGUCAACUGCUUGGAUGUAUUGUCUACCUGCCUCCGGAAUCUUCGGAGGAAGUGGAGCCUCACGCAGGUGCGGAGGGCGAAAAUGCGCCUCAAAGUCCUUUCAAAACCCAACCGUUUCGAUCCAACAGACACCUUGCAGCAAAUUAUUGUCAUCGAUCACACACAGGCCUUUUUCUGGGACUAAUGCUCUUCAUUGCAAGCGUCAUAGGAAUCAUUUCUUCGGCGACCAACAAAAGAAUAACCCUGCUCAAUUUUAUACCGCAUAUAUAUCAAUAUUCAAAAAUUAUCAUGCUCUCAGUCAGCAUGGUUGCCUGUUUAUUGGCUAUCGUCCAGACCCACCAAAUGAAGUUCCGACGAACAAAAGCGGGGGAAACAUUUGAGUAUAACCUGCUAGGUCUCGGCUUGGUAGGGUGUUUGACCUACCACAUGUUGUUAUUUGUUCCCGCCUUGGAGUGGAUUGUUCACGUCGUGCUUUAUCAGUCACAGGUCUCUCUCUUGGAUAAUAACAAUGCUGGUCACGUUGGAUUAAGUACACCUGGAUCAGAAAAAUGGGCUGCAGUUGCUAUUUUGUAUAUUGUCAAAUCCACAUUGGAGAUCCUACAGGCACUUUCGCAGUUCUUCUUUAUUGUGGAGGCAUCACGCCGCGGCCCUUGCUGUAAGAAGCAAGCACUCAUCAAACCAGGGAGGUCAGCGAUUGUGUUUCUGUUGAUUACAAAUCUCGCCCUAUGGUUGAUCAACACGUGCGAAAUCCGUCAGGCGGAACAUCAACUUCGGCUGCACAGAGAAUAUUAUGGACUGCGAACUUGGUCCGUGAUCACUUGCUGUUUUAUUCCUUUAAUAAUAUUCUUCCGCUUCCAUUCCACAAUCUGCCUUGCUCAAGUUUGGUCCACAUUAUAUGAAUUACGCUGAUACUGAUUUCAUUGCUGACAUUAGUUCGUAUCGCAUCAGUACUGCUUGUCAAGGAUUCCCUCUGAUUGCGUACCUUAGUAUUUGCUUGACCCUCUUUAUUACAUCGUUUUUCAGUUUGGUACUGUACAUCUUAGCAACUAUAUUCGGUUAUAAUACGCUUGAAACUUUCAUCAUGACUGUUCACUGAAUACUUCCAGGCAGACAAACGGUGGAAAAAUUGAAUUCAUUAGUAGCACUUUUUUUAACAUUCUUGCGUAUUUUAUUAUUCAAAUCCCUUUGAGAUUUUGAGGGUUUUUGGACCGUAUUACCGUGUCCGUCCACACGGUCGAUACUCAUGUCGAUAUUCAGACUUAGUUCUGAGCAGGGGGAAUAGAAACUUAUGUAAAGAUUAUUUUGCACGUGUUGAUGAAACUAGAUGCCGAAUAGUUUUCCUAUUAUCCUUAUUUUACCCCCUUUUCUGUUGAUUUGACCUGAGUGCAAUUCGUGAAGAGCUUUAAAUGCCAGGGCCUGGUUGACUUCUAUUAUUAGUGUGAAAAUAAAAAAUGCACGUGUUGUGAAUGCGAGUAUUUUUGUAAAUGGAUUGUUU